Messenger RNA from Tilletiopsis washingtonensis, 597 nucleotides. Its product is annotated as GTP-binding protein rab-2. The transcript is spliced from 5 exons. The coding region runs from base 1 to 597 and encodes 198 amino acids. Gene Ontology annotation, cellular component: endosome. Gene Ontology annotation, biological process: regulation of endocytosis. Gene Ontology annotation, molecular function: GTPase activity; GTP binding. The record is from RefSeq and is a predicted model, not a curated record. NCBI's taxonomy places the organism in Eukaryota, Fungi, Basidiomycota, Exobasidiomycetes, Entylomatales.
AUGACGCUGCAGUGGGACUACCUGACAAAGUUCAUCCUCGUCGGCGACUCAUCCGUCGGCAAGUCAUCGAUUCUCAUCCGGCUCACCGAGCAGCGCUGGCUAUCAGCCACGGACCCGACGAUCGGCGUCGAGUUUGGCACGCACACUGUCACCCUUGCGAGUGGCGAAAGAGUCAAAAAUCAGAUUUGGGACACAUGUGGUAGCGAAUCCUUCCGUUCCAUCACUCAAUCCUACUACCGAGGCGCAGCAGGAGCGCUGAUCGUCUACAACAUCGCAUCACGUCCUUCCUUCGAACAUGUCGCCGGCUGGCUGCGCGAUGUGCGAGGCCUAGCAGAAGAGGAUGUCACCGUCUUGUUGGUGGGCAACAUGAGCGACCUGGCCGAUGAGGGCGAUGGCGAACGGAGAGCUGUGAGCAAGGAGGAGGGUCAGAAGCUGGCGGAUGAUGAAGGCUUGCUCUUCAUCGAGACCUCGGCUCGCACGGGAGCCAACAUCGAGUCGGCCUUUGCACUUGCAGCAGAAGAGAUUCACCGCAAUUCCACGACAUUGCAAACGAACAAGCAGCGGCGCCGCCGGUGGCGGUCCCGCCGUUGUAGCUGA